AUGGACCUAAUCCAGCCUCGAGGAACGUAUCAACGGGCCAACACCGACUCAAGUUUAAGUUUUGAGCAAGGGAUCUUCGAGCUCUCGCCGGCAGACAGCAAAGCUCCAAGCUUCAAAUCUGGAUAUUCAAACACCAUCCGAGACGUAGCACCACUACUCGACCCUUCGACCGACCCAAUUCGCAUUCAUUCAACGUACGAUGGCCGGUGGAAGUGGCCACUGUUUUCCGGGCAUUCUCGACUUCAUGGCUGGCGGACGGGAGCUCUUCUCGCCGCCCUUUUCGCGGGCAUAUCGUUGGUGAUCAACUUUGUCAUCCUGAUAUGGCUGGCUACUCACAAAGGAGGCUCGGGCCUCGUCGAGCUCUUCAGCGGAAACUGCAGUAAAGUCGAGACCAUGGAUAUGUGGGUUCACUUCGCAAUCAAUGCACUUAGUACACUCCUACUUGGAGGGUCGAAUUAUUGCAUGCAAUGCUUGUGCGCGCCAACGAGAAAGGACAUUGACACCGCGCAUUCCAAAGGAAAGUGGCUCGACAUUGGCGUACCUAGCAUUCGCAAUCUAUUCAAGGUACCCGUUCAUAAAUCAGCUCUUUGGUGGGUCUUGGGUCUAUCAUCAGUGCCAUUGCAUCUGCUAUACAAUUCUGCGCUCUACAAGUCUCUCGCCAGCAACGACUACGACAUACUUGUCGUCAAACCAGAUUUUAUCGACGGUUCGUCCUGGAGUUCACCAGACCCGAUCAAGCAAUACGGUGUGCUUGAUGGAGUGAGUAUAGACCAGAUUCAGGCCGAUGUCAAAGUACCCGAGCGUUACGAGCGCUUGACCACCGCAGAGUGCAUAAGAGCUUAUGCAACGGAUUUCACUACCGACCGACGGAAUUUGGUCUUUGUUGCAAAUAAUGACACUGUCAACUAUAAUCUGCUGACCUUCCAAACCUAUAUAUUCUCAACUGUCGAUACGUACUAUUGGAUCUGUGAGUCGGACCCUGACAUCGCCAAUAAAAUCCAAAUUCCUGAGCAUAACGGCGACAACCUACCGUGUCAGAAAUACUACUCGAAGAUAAUCGACCUUGGAGAUCAGUGGCACCCUUGGGGAAAUGAGGUGCAAUACUGCUACAGCGAGCGAGUCAGCGAGAAGUGCAGCUACAAUGGAAACAUACCCAUCGUCGCAGUUGUUCUUGUGGCGAAUGCCAUCAAAAUGGCAGGCAUGCUUUUCGUCGCAUACCGUCUGCGAGACACUCCGCUGAUUACCAUGGGCGAUGCCGUGGAAUCCUUUUUAAAUGAACCAGACCGCACGACAGAAGGCAGGUGUCUGCUUACGAGGCAGGAAGUCAUCAAACUGGAGCGCAUGAAACAAGACUGGAAUCUCCGCAAGACGAGGACCACUCAACCGAAAACCGCACGUCCGCGAGCCGCAAGGUGGUUUGAAGCGGCCAGCUGGCUCCGUUGGUGCUUGACAAUGGGCUUCAUCGGAUUCAGUCUUAUCGUCGUCGGCGUCCUACUAUCUUUGGCCAUCAGAGCCGUUACAUCGAAUGGCUUCACAAUAUCGGAUAUUGGCUUCGGCAAAGUGAAUCCAGCCGCCAUCAUUACCGGCUUGGGCAUGGACGGCAGGGGAAGCCCGUCCAAAAAGAUCGUCAACUCGAUCUUGUUAGCCAAUUUCCCUCAAACAAUCUUUUCAUUCUUGUAUCUCAAUCUCAACGGCCUUCUGACCAGCAUGUUUUUGGCGUCGGAAUGGAGUGAUUUUGCCAACGAGCGGAAGCACCUACGCGUAUCUAAGCCCAAGGGUUCACAGCGGAGUACGCAUUUCUUGCAGCUACCAUACAAAGUCGCCAUUCCCCUGAUGGUAUUCUCGGGUCUGCUACACUGGCUCAUUUCCCAAGCCAUCUUCCUGGUCGUGGUCAAGGCGUAUGCCCCGAAUGGAGACUUAGUGGACCCUGUGGCUGUUUCGACUUGCGGCUUCUCUCCACUGGCAAUGAUUGUCAGCAUCGCUGCCGGCGUCCUGAUCAUUACAGUUACAUCCUGUCUUGGCUUCUUCUUCAAAUAUGACCCUACGAUCCCUUUGGUGGGUAGCUGUAGUGCCGCCAUCUCAGCAGCAUGCCAUCCACCGGACUGGGACAGCGAUGCAUCCAUGAAGCCUGUGAAAUGGGGAGUGAUACCAGAGACACUGGCCGCAGACAAAGGGGUCGGACAUUGUUCGUUUACUAGUGGUGAUGCAGAACCACUCCAAGCAGGCGAGGAGUACGCUGGUAUUUCAAGGUUUAGAAAAGGCGGAAUAUACUAG
Messenger RNA from Exophiala spinifera, 2274 nucleotides. RefSeq lists its product as uncharacterized. The record is from RefSeq and is a predicted model, not a curated record. The coding region runs from base 1 to 2274 and encodes 757 amino acids. The transcript has 3 exons. NCBI's taxonomy places the organism in Eukaryota, Fungi, Ascomycota, Eurotiomycetes, Chaetothyriales, Herpotrichiellaceae.